AUGUCACUAUCCGCUACCGCAACCAUGACUACAUCUGGAAUACGACGACCCUCGACAUCACCAUUAUCACCACCAUCAGGACCGCUUCCAGCGCUGCCCAUUGCGAAGUCGAGGAAGCCGCUGCCAGACAUACCCGACGACCAGGAGAUAGCCACAUCACCUUUCGGCCGGCCUCCAGCUAGACUUACUCGAGCUGUCACCUCAUCUGGUCUGCCGACACCCGCUAAAUCUCGAUCUACACCUGCAGUACCAACACUAAACACAGCGGAUGUUGCGUUAAUUAAUGCGGCUUCUCCAUUAUCUUCCAAUAUUCCCUCUUCUGGCAUAUCGACUUCUGGAAAGACGCUGCGCAAGACCACUAGCAUUGGCGCGUUUCCUCUUCCUCCGAAAGGCGCUCCAAGAGUGUCAAGUCUGCCGCCAAGUCCACUAUCUACAGCAACCUCAUCUUCUGAUGUCCAUGCUGCGGCGAACCCAGCCAAGCGCCGCGACUCAUCCAAGCAUCGUAGUGCUGAGAGUGUUAUCAAAAAGAAGCCACGAAGCUCAGGAUAUGGCAUCCGCUCGAGGCAGUCAACAUCGUCAAUAGCAGGGGUUUCUAGAACGCCAAGUUUGCUCAAUGGCACUGGCGAGGAUAAUGUCGUCUCCAGUACUAGAGCCUCGGAUAAUCUGCUUACGCCGCCUUCACCACCACAAAGCCGGAGCUCAUCAAUGGACGGUUCGUACAUGACAGAUGGCACAGCUUUCGAGGACAUUGGAGAAGACAUUGAUGAGCGAGGACGACCGAAGAGCUCGGAGACAAUCUCAGAUAGCAAGCGCAAUUCGGGCACGAAGGACAAGGACAACAAAGGCAACGUGCUGGUCAGUGUUCGAGUACGACCAGACGCUGGAGGAGGCGAUGGCAAUAGCGUGGAAGGAGAAUGGAUGGUUGAUGGGAGACGAUCGUUCAUAGCGUAUAAAGGUAAAGAGGGUGGCGACUACAAGUACGAUAAUGUCUUCUCGCCGUACGACAACAAUACACGAGUAUACGACAAUGCAGCUCGACGACUAGUGCGCCGCGUGAUGGAAGGAUAUAAUGGCACGGUCUUCGCAUACGGCAUGACUGGAACCGGUAAGACGUUCUCGAUGCAGGGUACUGCUUCCUCACCUGGUGUUAUACCUCUUGCGAUCACGGACAUCUUCUCAUAUAUCCGUGAGAAUCCGGCCCGCGAAUUUCUGCUUCGAGUCAGUUAUCUCGAGAUCUACAACGAGAAGAUUUACGACCUGCUCAACCAGAGCACUCCAGGGCAACAGCAACAGACCGAGGAGAUCAAGCUUCGAGAGGAUAGUAAACGAGGCGUAUAUGCGACGCCACUCAAGGAAGAAAUUGUCCAGUCGCCAAAUCAGCUGUUGCGAGUGAUAGCGCGCGGUGAUGUUGCACGAAGAACGAGCAGUACGCAAUUCAACGCGCGAUCAUCUCGAUCACAUGCGGUCGUGCAGAUAGUCGUCGAGUCCAGAGAACGGACACCGAGCCAUGGUGCAUACUUCGAUAAAGACACACGAAGAACUGACCGGAUCCUACCUGGUGGCGUUCUGGUGUCGACCUUGUCUUUGAUCGAUUUGGCUGGUUCCGAAAAGGCCGCGGACAGUAAGGAGCGCAGGACGGAAGGCUCGCACAUCAACAAAUCAUUGCUCACUCUGGGCACCGUCAUUGGACGCUUGUCAGGUGAAGAUGACAAGGAGAAGGAGGAUGGCGCAAAGAGUGCUGCGGAGAAGGAGAAGAGUCUCAAGCACUUGCCAUAUAGGGACAGCAAGCUCACUCGAUUACUCCAACCGGCACUCUCCGGAAACUCGCUCGUUUCGAUCCUUUGCACAAUCCAGCUUUCUUCGGCUGGCACGAGUGCUGCCGCAAGUUCGUCGCAUACUGGUGAAACACUGAAUACCUUGAAGUUCGCCAGCAGAGCCAAGAACAACAUCGUCAGCCACGCCAAGCGCAACGAGUCGAAUCCGAACGGCGGCGAUGCGGGUAGUCGUGCUCUGCUCGACCGCUAUAGGCUGGAAAUCCAAGAGCUGCGCGGCCAACUAGAACAGCAGACGAAGGACAAGGAUGAGGCAGAGAAGGUUGAGCAGGAUGCGCAGGAUCGCCAAUUGGAGGAGAAGCUUGAGCGUGAGGAGCAGACUCGGCAUGAGGAGCAAAUGUUGGAAAUGCAACUUGCACGGACGGCCUUGAAAGAGCGAAUAAGUCAUCUCAACCGCUUGAUCCUGUCUUCGAAGUCUCUUGGUGUCAAUUCUGGACGGAUUUCGAGUGCCAGUAUUCCAGUUGGAAGGGCGAGUGUAUACAGCAACACCGAGUUCGGCCGGCCAGUGAGCGUGCGGAGUCGCGAGAGUGUACACAGCAGCCAAAGGAACAGCUUGCGAGACAGCGCUGCGACGCUGGAAGUACCGAGUCCGAUGGAAAUGCCACCCCUGGGCCGAGCACUUUCGAGUGGUUCCAUCACGAUGGGCACGCUUCCGGUAGCGCAAGUCUCGCAUAUGAUGUCCGAAGAGGAUGCAGCCGUAGAAGAGGACGACGAUUCUGGCGAAGUCGAUGUGGUCGGAAAUGCUUCUCUUGCUCAGCAGAAUCGGAUGUUGCAAGCUGAUUUGGCCGACAAGAAUCGGUAUAUCGCCACACUCGAAAAGCGACUGUUGCAGGCACGGCGGACGAGUCGGAGUCGUGUUAGCUCGCACUUCGGAAACGGGUUCAGUCCUCUUGAGGAGGCUGGGUCGCCUGAGGCCUUGCUUCGCGAGAAGGACCGCGAGCUGGAGGAGAUGAGGGCCAAACUCGAUGACCAGAUGCGUAUGGUGACAGCACUGCGAAGUGCCGCGCGCAAGCGUGAUCUGCUUGACAAUCGGUACAGUCACGCUAGCGCCAUGACAGAGCGCCCUGCGAGCUCGGGCGGAGUACUCGAGAAGACUGUCCGGGUGAGCUCUCGCACAUCCGCGCGAAGUGCACGCUUCCCGAGCACCACCAGCAUAAGCCACAGGAGCAAUCCUUCUUCCGCGAGUCGGUCCAGCAAUGGCGCUAUCAAUUUCUCCAAGACACCGCUGAGUCCAAUGGCUAUUCUUCGACCUUCAAGAUCUAGCUCUGAUGACUCCAUCGCGAUCUUGGAUACAGGCUCUGUGACGUCGAAGACUUCCCGUCGCAAGAGCGUCGAUGAGAUGACCAUGCUGCUGGACCAGAUGAUCCAAGAGAAAGUCGAGAGCGGCCAUGUGUAUACAGGCGACCGUGGAAGUCUGCGUGUGAAGAGGGAUACCGUUAUGGAAGAGCCAGAAAUCCAGGACCUCCCAAGCCAGCGGACGCUGAUGCUCUCGAGCAAUUUCCUGUCGAAGGAAUCAAAGUCUGAUGUAAGAAUGGGCAGAAGUGAUGUCUCAUAUAAUCCUUCGUCCUGCUUGUUUACUGCAAGGAUCCAAUAA
This is a messenger RNA of Recurvomyces mirabilis, 3426 nucleotides long. It is a transcript of the gene KIP2, whose product is annotated as Kinesin-like protein kip2. The transcript has a single exon. The record is from RefSeq and is a predicted model, not a curated record. Gene Ontology annotation, biological process: microtubule-based movement. NCBI's taxonomy places the organism in Eukaryota, Fungi, Ascomycota, Dothideomycetes, Mycosphaerellales, Teratosphaeriaceae. Bases 1 to 3426 code for a protein of 1141 amino acids. Gene Ontology annotation, molecular function: microtubule motor activity; microtubule binding; ATP binding.